GCUUAAUACAAAGCACUAUAUAUACACUUGUAUCUUCCAUUAGUUUCCCACCACAACUACAAAACAUUCCAAUACACAACACACAAAGCACACACUUUUUCUUUCUUUUAAACCCCAAUUGCAAGAGAAAAUGGCGAAAGAGUCCACCACCAUCGACGUCGGCGAGCCAAGCACUGUUACCAAAAGUUCAAGCCAUGUCGUAAAGGACGCGAAGAAGAAGGGCUUUGUGGCAGUCGCCUCAAGAGGUGGUGCCAAGAGAGGUUUGGCUAUAUUCGAUUUCCUCCUCCGUUUGGCGGCCAUAGCAGUCACUAUUGGGGCUGCCUCUGUCAUGUACACCGCCGAGGAAACUCUUCCCUUCUUUACUCAGUUCCUCCAGUUCCAAGCCGGUUACGAUGACCUUCCUGCGUUUCAGUACUUUGUGAUAGCCGUAGCCGUAGUCGCUAGCUAUCUCGUCCUUUCACUUCCAUUCUCCAUCGUAUCCAUUGUCCGUCCACAUGCUGUCGCGCCCCGGCUGAUCCUCCUCAUUUGCGAUACUCUGGUCGUGACGCUCAACACAUCAGCAGCAGCAGCGGCAGCAUCAAUCACCUACCUUGCACACAACGGCAACCAAAGCACCAACUGGCUCCCUAUCUGUCAGCAGUUUGGAGACUUCUGCCAGAACGUUAGCACCGCGGUUGUGGCUGAUUCUAUCGCGAUUCUCUUCUUCAUCGUUCUUAUCAUCAUCUCAGCCAUCGCCCUCAAGAGGCAUUGAUUUCAUCUUUAAGUGUCAAGAUCGUAAUGUACUUGUUGUAUAUGUUUGUGGCUUUGUGUAACAUGAGAAUUGGUAUUAUUGUGUGAAAAUGUAAUUGAAGUUGUUUUAUGUUUUAAAGAAAUUUGUCUUUUCUUUUGGUUCAACUUAAAAGCU
Molecule: messenger RNA, 904 nt
Organism: Arabidopsis thaliana (thale cress)
Lineage: Eukaryota; Viridiplantae; Streptophyta; Magnoliopsida; Brassicales; Brassicaceae
Gene: CASP1
Exons: 3
Coding region: 131-751 (206 amino acids)
Cellular component (GO): plasma membrane
Source: RefSeq, marked reviewed